AUGGCGCUUCUAACGCCAUACUGGGGACUAGAUGUCAUCGUACUGUUCGCAUCCCUUAUAGUGGCCGCAUAUAUGUAUGCGACCCGGAAUUUUAAAUACUGGGCAAAAAGAGGCAUCAUGGAAACUCCUCCGACGCCGUUCCUAGGAAAUUUCGGAGACUGCAUUCUAUUGAAGAAAUCAGCAACGAAUUUCGUGAAGGAUCUCUACGACCAAUCCAAGGGAUUACGUUACAUGGGAUUCUACAUUUUUGAUAAGCCAUUCUUACUGAUACGUGACCCCGAACUUAUCAAGCACGUCUUGGUGAAAGAUUUCAGCGUCUUUUGUGACCGAUAUGCUACGUCAGAUGUAAACGAUAGGAUUGGGUCUGCAACCAUUUUCUUGUUGAAAAAUCCCGCGUGGAGGACACUUAGAACGAAGAUUACACCAGUCUUCACCAGCGGAAGACUGAAAAAAAUGUUCCACUUGAUGACGCUGGUUGCAGACGAUCUGAACGAGUAUCUUGAUGGGCAAAAGCUAGAAAAUGGUAAAGUGAUAGAAGUGAGAGAUCUUUGCGCGAACUUUACCACAGACAUGGUUAGUAGCAUUGGCUUAGGUCUGCAGGUGAAUUCAUUAAAGGACAGUAACGUACCCUUCCGGCAUUUCGGCAGAAAAAUGUUUGAACGAAGUAUAAUGCGUGGCCUAGAAUUUCUUAGUAUAUUCUUCAUGCCGCAUUUAACUAAAUACACACGCGCGGAAUUCUUUGGGAAGGAAACCACUGCAUUCUUUCAGACCGUACUAUUGGAAGUGGUCAAUCAACGGAUACAGUCUGGAGAGAAAAGGGAGGAUUUUGUUGAUCUUAUGAUCGAGCUAAAACAAAACCACGAUAAGGAAGGCGACAUUGAUGGAUAUCAAUUUGGCAACGACGAGUUAGUGGCACAGGCAGCCGGCUUUUUCACUGGCGGUUUCGAAACUUCGUCCAACACCAUGUCUUUCUGUCUUUACGAGCUUGCGUUGAACAUGGACAUACAGAAGACACUGAGAAAAGAGAUCCUUCAAGCUCUUGACGAAACCAGUGGAAAACGUACUUACGAUAUGGUUACAAGUCUACCGUAUCUAGAUAUGGUUGUAUCUGAAACCCUACGCAUGUAUCCACCACUGGGAUUUCUGGACCGUGUCGCUGUAACCGACUACAAGAUCCCGAAUUCCGAUGUAAUAAUCGAGAAAGGUACACCGGUGUCCAUACCUAUGAUCGGACUUCACCUCGACCCGGAAUACUUCCCUGAUCCGGAAAAAUUUGAUCCCCUAAGAUUUACCGAAGAGAACAAGCAAAAGAGGCCAAGUUGCAUUUACUUCCCCUUCGGCGAGGGACCACACAAUUGCAUCGGACUUCGAAUGGGCCUCUUGCAAACCAAGCUUGGACUCGUCCAAAUGCUAAGCAAAUACGAGGUGACACCUUGCGAGAAGACACUAAUUCCGAUCGUACUGGAUCCAAAAGGAUUCAACGCGCAGCCGGUAGGAGGAUUACAUUUGAAUAUUCGGAAGAUCACUACAGAAACGUUUGAAGUAAACGUGUCUUCUUCGCAGGUUACAAGUCUACCAUAUCUAGAUAUGGUUGUAUCUGAAACCCUACGCAUAUAUCCACCACUGGGAUUUCUGGACCGUGUCGCUGUAAUCGACUAUAAGAUCCCGAAUUCGGAUGUAGUAAUCGAGAAAGGUACAUCGGUGUAUAUACCCAUGAUCGGACUGCACCACGAACCGGAAUACUUUCCUCAGCCGAAGAAAUUUGAUCCCCUAAGAUUUACCGAAGAGAACAAACAAAAGAGGCCAAGUUACACUUACUUCCCCUUCGGCGAGGGACCACACAAUUGCAUCGGAUUUCGACUAGGCCUCUUGCAAGUAAAGCUUGGGCUCGUCCAAAUGCUGAGCAAAUAUGAGGUGACACCUUGCGAGAAGACGCUAAUUCCGAUCAUUCUUGAUCCAAAAGGAUUCAAUUCGCUGCCGGUAGGGGAACUACAUUUGAACGUUCGGAAGAUCGCUACAGAAGCUGCUUAA
Dufourea novaeangliae is the source of this 2031-nucleotide messenger RNA. RefSeq names its product cytochrome P450 6k1-like. The record is from RefSeq and is a predicted model, not a curated record. The transcript has 7 exons. Gene Ontology annotation, molecular function: heme binding; monooxygenase activity; oxidoreductase activity, acting on paired donors, with incorporation or reduction of molecular oxygen. Bases 1 to 2031 code for a protein of 676 amino acids. Lineage: Eukaryota; Metazoa; Arthropoda; Insecta; Hymenoptera; Halictidae.